GUAAUAUGCGUUCAUCCUUAGCCUAUAUCUUACUCGCCGCAUCGAAAAACAGGAAUGCUAUUAAGAUGCACAAGGGAGCUGUAUUGGCUUUCUACUAGAUAACUUGAUUGUGAGGUCUUCAUCUUUGUUCUUUGUAGACAACAUCUUCACCAUUUCCUUUUGCCUCAUCAUCUGUAUCCUGUUACGUUUCACUGCAAAAGCUCAUAGCUACGGCACAUUGGGCUGAAUAUUCAAUGUUGGUGUGAUAGUCAUCCAGUUGAGUCGCUCGUACUGUAGAUAGACUCACCCUUCUUUACAUUCUCUAAAAGGCAGAACCGCAGCUUUCGUCGUUAUGGAUAACGCCCGUACUGGACCUCAAGAGAUGGAAGCGCUAGAUCUAGGAGAAUCCUACUUUGGCCCACCGCCAUCGCAGUCUCAGCUACAUGAGCCGAGGAAGGGCCUCGUCCUACAGGCCCCUAAUAGCAGGGACGUUUCUCACUUGAUCCAGAAGGUGCCGUUUGUGCAAAGAGCAAAUCCUACCAUCCAUGAAUACCACCCAAGGUUCCAAUUUAUGUUGCGAUACUUCUUCAGUCUGCUUGAAUCCACCAUGCUCACCCUUCAGGAAAUUCUUGAGAGGACAUUCGAACCUCACGAGAUCCGCCUCCUUGAGCCGGCAACAGCCCCAUCGCCGCUGGCUAAAUUGCAGAGGGACAACAGUAUUCGUUAUCAACGAAUCCUAGAAACUCGCUUCAAAGGCCAAAGGCAGUCACUACAGCUAAAGCUUGCUAUUCUAUAUUUCGGACUACCCGUUGCACCUAUUCAUCCCGGCUUUCCUCAACUAAAUUUACUAAGGGAUCUUGACUUCGGAGAGGACAAGCUUACUAAGAUCACCGACCCCCUCGAGUUUCUGGAUGACUAUUCCGAAAAGAAGUACGGCGAGCCUGGAAAUCGUGUCAAGGACCCUUAUUUCCCUCAGCUCUGUCAGACACAGGAAUUCCCAUCUAUGAGUCUUCGUGGUGGUGCUUCUCCCGCCGUUAUACAGGAAGAAGAUGACGCGCUUCAACCGCCAGCAAAUAGAGAGAUGCGAGUUUAUGGAUACCAGGGAUCAAUCUUGGCUGACGAAGAAAAGCUUCUAUACCCACGUUUCGUUGAGGCGGUAGAUCAAAUCCUAGGAGUUACCUCCGAAAUUAACUACAACAUCUGCCUCCAAAUCUGGGAUCUAAGCGAUAUUUACAAUACACGUGUUGUUGAGGAAGCUAAAGGCUUCAUCCGACACACAGACGCGCAUUUGCUCCAGAACGAUGACCUGUAUACAUUACUUGUACGCUGGUUCGCUGAUAACAACGGAGACGGACAAUACAGUUGUUUUGUGUACUUCGAUAAGGAGGAGCCCCCCGAGGCCUGCCAGCCAUUCUACGAGGUAGAUAGAUAUCUAGUUCGCUUGUGGGAUGCCAGUAAUGCAAGGAUGGCAUAUAUGAAGGUUCCGGACACCCUCCAACCAACCCACAAACCGAGCCAUUUCCACGCCGAAUAUUUGCGUGCUAUGCGGCUGCUUUCACCUGAAUUGCCACACGGCUACCUCCAAUUUAGUGACGCCGGGCCAAUUACGUUUGGGUUGUUUGACCCUCCUCCUGAGGUCUGGACCCAGAUAAUCAACGAUCAGUCUACUGGUGGCGAACUAGCUACGUUGAGUUUUUCUGUAUCCCCUAUACCUGAUGACCAGGUUGCCGUCUGGGUACCUGGUUGCCACACCUAUAAGAACGAGUUUACGCCCGAGAAAGCAGAGUCGUUGCCUCAAACGUCAGGGACCAUUCCUAAGGAUUACCUCAAUCUUUCCGAGACAGAUAAUGACCGCCUUGGUAUUGAAAGGAUACUUGAUGACGUCCUUUUAAGUAAUCCGUCGCUGAGGGAAAACAAGGAUUUCGCUGGUCUUGAUCUCUGGGUUCCAGGGGAAGGUUACUUGGACACCAGAACCGAAUCUCGCCAAGUGCUAUUUAGAAACGGAAAGAUCACAGUACAGGCGCUCCUUGACUGGUGGGAUAUCUUGAAAGGAUUACGAAAGUCGAAGAUCCACAGUACAGAGAACAAGUCGACUAUUGUAGCUCGUCCUACCUUUAGCAAUUAUAGAUUCCACUCUGGACAGGGCGUAAUGGAGAUGGAGAAACUCGAUGGCGAAGAGAACUUCAGACGUUUCAUUGAAGCUAUCAAGGCCGAAUUCUAUCGCGGACAUCCAUAUACCAAGGGGGGUCAAGUCGUACACAUGACUCAGACAACUUGGGGGUUGAACACGACAGACUUUGUCAUUACACCCGAUACAGACGAGGAUGGAUGGAACUGGAUCAUAAGACGAAUCACCGAACCGGACAUUACGUUGUCCCUUGAAAGUUGGGACUGUGACUGGCCCGUGAAGAAGGAAACUACAUGGGGACCACGUUACGAUGGGAAAGGGCCAGAUAGUCAGCUUUCGUCACGAAUCGAGGUACCCUGGAUAAAGAACCCGCAUGAUAAACACAUGGAUGCGAUCUUCAAGGAUUCUGUUAACAACCAAAAGAGUGCCGCCAGGGCCGAGGAACUGCGAAAAAGGCUAUUUUGGGAUACCCCGAGUAUCUUCACCAACCCAGUUAAACCUGCAAUCCCAAUCCAUGGUGCCCCCAUCGAAAAUGUCGUCAGGACCGGCCCUCAUGUGCCGGGGUACACUACUGCGAUGCGGACUCCCGGUGAGAUGGCGCGACUCCAGAGAGAAACUCAUAGGUUACGAGGAAAUCUGCUGGAUAGGAUUAGAGAGUGUCCUUAUAACGAGUGCCAGAGAUACUUCCCGUUCAGGGACCGCGAGGGUCUUGCUCGUCACUUGAAAGAAGAUCACAAGACUUUGUCGUGCUUCCUGUGUAACAAAGACAGCCACCUCCUCCCGUACUAUGACCAGACUUCACUCAGGCGGCAUUUCCUCGAUGUACAUCAACAGGAUAUACAGGAUGAAAUCGGUCACACUAUAGCUAAGGACUCUGUUGUCCCCGCCCCCGCCCCUGCCCCUGUAAUCGCCGACCCCAGGAGUUCUCAAUCUACCGAACCUACAGCUGCCAAUUCCGGGAGUUCUCCAGAUCCCGCGACUUCUCCAAUUACCAAACCACCUGGCCAAUCUAGUCCUGAUGCUCAGGAUACCAGCCCUGAUCACCAUGGCCGCCCCGGUCGCUGGGAUCGCCAGAACAGCCGAGUCAGGGUGAGACAAGAUGACAAAAGAACUGUUGUGACCACAACCGACCCUACAAUACGCAAGUCGCCAAUACGCUGGAAAGAAGCGAAACCCGGGGACGCAAUCCCACCUCGUCGACAACCAUCUCCUGAUUGGGAUAUCCUACUCGAGCGGGAGGCAAAGGAUCCCCUUUCAUUCCAGCCAGACCCAGAUUGGAGAUGUUCUCGAUGUUUAAGACCAGCAGGAUCUGAUAUAAUCCAAGCCGAGUGGCAUAUGAGCAAGAACGGAUCUUGCAAGAUUCGUCGCGGCCUAGGCAGUGUGGAGGUCAAUGUGUUGCCCAAUCGUAGCGGCUGGAUUAUUCCGAAGAUUAAUAUCAACUUUAGUAAGGCGUUCCACGACUUCGUGAAAAGAUAUCCCGCGUAUAGGAAGACCAUGUUCCCGGUGCGUGAUAAGAGUGUCGAGCAGGUCUAUGACCGUCCCUACGAACUGGGUCCCGAACUCGGGUCCACCAAAGAUGAUCCGAACGCCCCGGCGAACAUCGAACAUACUCGGGCCCUAGAUUUACCGUGGCCGCCGUACGAGGGCACUACGAUACCGUUAAACAAGCCAGAAAUUCAAAGAGAAGGGGAAGAUGAAUUGAACCUCCAAGUAUCCGCUCUCGGUAGUCAAACCACUGGACUGAUAAACCUUGGUGAUCUUUUAGAGGGCGGGGACGCGCUCUUCCCUCCUAGAAAAAGGAGUAAGGUCGUUGAUCCCGCCGAUCUCGAGGACCCGUUUUACAGACCUCCGAAGACUGCCGAACCUGAACCGAGCCUGAGCCUGGAGACGCCUGGUUACGAGUCCGUAACAGAUCUUUCUUCGGUCACCGACGAGCUAUCAAUUCAGUCGACCGACACGGAAAUCAUGUACCUCGUCCGCCCGAAGACCAAGCAGCCAUCCGUAAGCGGCGAGGAGUCGCCAGCCGACGCCGACACUGACAUUUCGCAGCCCAUCUCUGAGAACACCCCGGCUUCACAGACCGACCUGAUAACCAGCGACGAGACCAGCACAGGCACAGAGACAGAGUACCUCCCAACCGUGACGGAAGACUCGGUCUCGGUAAACGACAACCCGCGCAAGCGGAGACGAGCCGGAGAAAUAGAUCCCACGUACAACCUGCAACUCGCUGGUGACGACGACAACAUAUCAGAGGAAUUCUCCGAGGUAAGCGCCGUGCCGGACCCGGUACAAAACCUGGAACCGGACGCUCCCCGCACGCCCAAGAAGUCGAAGACGGGACGCGGCCGCCCUAGAACCGGCAAGAAACCCGUGCAGCCCCGAAGUAGCGGCAAGAAGCCGACGGGAUUUGGGAGGUCGGUUGCGCAGGGCGGUCCGUUCGUGUCGUUGCCUCCGGACUGGAAAGCCGCGGAAUAGAUAGUCUUGAGAACGCGUCCCGGUUCCUAGUCGUCUAUGUUUUCGGACUUCCGUAGGUCUUCCGCUGGGCAGGAAGAGUAUGGGUCGGUACCUAGGAGUGGUAUGGGGCUGAUUUAAAAGGUUAGGUGUCUCAUUACAUAUUGCGGAGUAAAGAGAGGGUGGGAUAGAUAGAGAAACUUGAAUGGAGAGAUAUACUUGAAUUAGUGUAGCAAUGAUAGGUGCCGAGGUGAGAAGGGGAAGGGGAUGAGAGUGCGCUGUCGA
Messenger RNA from Annulohypoxylon maeteangense, 4843 nucleotides. RefSeq lists its product as uncharacterized. The coding region runs from base 332 to 4582 and encodes 1416 amino acids. The record is from RefSeq and is a predicted model, not a curated record. NCBI's taxonomy places the organism in Eukaryota, Fungi, Ascomycota, Sordariomycetes, Xylariales, Hypoxylaceae. The transcript is spliced from 4 exons.